AUGGCGCAAUCUCCUUAUCUACCUCAGCAGACUUCCACUCGCUCCUCUCCCUCGCACUCCCUCCACGUUACUGGCCCUCCUGCUUCGGUCGAUACGCUGGUGUCAUACUUGGUCGCAUCCAAGCGUUCCUUGGGCAGCAUCCAUCUUGUUCAUCGAGCCACAACGAUCCUCUCCGAGGCCCGUGCAUCUGUCGAAGCCACCACCGCUCUCCUCGCAAAGACAACCUAUCUCCGUCGCUCCUUGAUCUCGCAGCUGAAACUGUUACGCACUAUUCAAUUUGAAUUGGAGACGGCCGCCCAAGGAAUACAACAGGAAUUCCAAGCCGUGAUCAAAGAGCUGGACGAGACCGGUGCAAGACUUCUGCAGUCAAUCGACUUGCUGAGGCAGACCAAGGUUGAGGAUGCAUUCAAGUCCACUGCCGACUCAGCGAAUGCUGACAGCAAGGAGACGCUGCACGACUUUGUCGACGACACGGGUGUGGAAAAUAUCCGACAGGCGAUGGAGGUGGCCAUAGAUAACGUGCAAAACUCCCAACAUGAAAUGAACCAGUCCAUCCAGACUCUCGAGGAAGAUCUACAGUCGAUUAACGAAGUGCUCAACAACAGAGUAGAACCGUCCGAGACCGAGAGCGAACUGCGACUGCCAACUAUCCCUGACUUGCUACCAUUGUUAGAGAUCCACGCGCGAGAAAUGGCCCAAGGGCUCGAAAGUCUCGUCAGACAUUUCGACCUCUGCGUCACAGCGAUCAAACACACCGAGGGUGGCGGCGAAGCAGUCGUCCAAAACAUGAAAGCAGAUGCCGAAGACCUCCCUGAAGCAGUCGGCAUGGAAAUGGAUGAACUCCAAGCCCCGGCACAGCCAAUGAACGAAGAGGAACGUGUAGAGAUGCUACAAGUACUUGAAAACGAUGCCGCCGAGGUGGACGAAGUCGUGAUGGAACUCCAGGACCGCCAUGCCGAAAUGGAAGCGCACCUGGACAAAGUCGUGCAGUGGCGAGAGCGGCAGGAAAAUGCACACGCAGAUGUCACCACUGCCUUCAAGCUACUGGACAAGAUCUCCGGACGCCUGUCGGGCUAUGUGGCCGAGAUGGCACGACAUGCUGCAAGGUGGAACGAGGAAAAGGCCAAAAUCGAAGACGGGAUCGGUGGCAUGGAGGAAUUGUGCGAUUACUACGCCAACUUCUUGCAUGCCUACGACGGACUGAUAGUCGAGGUGGCCCGGCGCAGAACCGUCAAGAAGCAGAUGGAGCGCGUCGUCGCCGAUGCCCAUGCUCAGCUUGAGCAACUCUACGAACAGGACUGCAAGUUGAGGUCGGACUUCAAGAGCGACUUGGGAGAAUACCUUCCCAGCGACAUCUGGGAUGGAGUCAAUGCUCUGCCGCCCCGGUUCGCCAUCAACAGGGCCGAUGAGGAAGGGUUUGUGGCUAGCGUGCCCGACCUGCCGAGGAAGACUGUUGAGGAUGCCUUGCGAAGACUGAAAGGCGGGAGGUGA
Capronia coronata CBS 617.96 is the source of this 1491-nucleotide messenger RNA. RefSeq lists its product as uncharacterized. The coding region runs from base 1 to 1491 and encodes 496 amino acids. Gene Ontology annotation, molecular function: molecular adaptor activity; protein kinase activator activity. The record is from RefSeq and is a predicted model, not a curated record. NCBI's taxonomy places the organism in Eukaryota, Fungi, Ascomycota, Eurotiomycetes, Chaetothyriales, Herpotrichiellaceae. The transcript has a single exon. Gene Ontology annotation, biological process: piecemeal microautophagy of the nucleus; autophagy of mitochondrion; autophagosome assembly. Gene Ontology annotation, cellular component: Atg1/ULK1 kinase complex; phagophore assembly site.